Molecule: messenger RNA, 5335 nt
Organism: Leucoraja erinaceus (little skate)
Lineage: Eukaryota; Metazoa; Chordata; Chondrichthyes; Rajiformes; Rajidae
Gene: gatm
Product: glycine amidinotransferase (L-arginine:glycine amidinotransferase)
Exons: 9
Coding region: 231-1523 (430 amino acids)
Cellular component (GO): mitochondrion
Molecular function (GO): amidinotransferase activity
Source: RefSeq, a predicted model, not a curated record
CACCAUCUCUGUUGGGAGGGUGCUGAGGCGAAGGCAUCGAUAAGACUUCUAAGUUUGGACAUCUUCAGGAUCCGGUGAAAGGUCAGGCGGGGCCGUCAAUAGCAGCCAAUAGGAGCUGGGACAAGACUAUAAAGGGGCGGCUUGGCGAGAGCUCCGAGCAAGGGAAAGGUUGCUCCGGCUUUAGGCAGCGCGACCGCAGACCAGGAACACGCGGCAGGCAGCGAAGGACCAUGAUCCGAGUGAGGUGUCUCCGCGGAGGUAGCAGAGGAGCAGAGUCAGCCCAUUUCUUAGGAGCUCUGAUUGGCCGGGCCGUUGCAGGAUGGGUGCAGAAAACGUUCCAAAGCACUCAGGCUGCUGCUGCUGCUGCUACUACAGCUAAGAGUUCCUGUGUUGCAGAUGAUGAUCACAAGGACCAGGCUACUGAUGCUCUGGCCAAAGAGUGUCCCGUCUGCUCCUACAAUGAGUGGGACCCACUGGAAGAAGUGAUUGUUGGGAGACCAGAAAAUGCAUGUGUACCCCCUUUCACAAUGGAAGUGAAGGCCAAUACCUAUGAGAAAUAUUGGCCCUUCUACCAGCAAUAUGGAGGCCAAAGAUUUCCUAAAGAGCACAUAAGCAAAGCUGUUGCCGAGAUUGAAGAGAUGUGUAAUGUACUCCGUGGUGAGGGAGUGGUUGUCAAGCACCCAGAGAUUAUCAACUGGUCUGAGAAUUAUAAUACACCAGACUUUAAAUCUACAGGCAUGUACGCUGCCAUGCCAAGGGACAUACUGCUGGUGGUUGGCAAUGAAAUCAUUGAGGCGCCGAUGGCAUGGAGGGCACGUUUCUUUGAAUAUAGGGCAUAUCGGCCACUCAUUAAGGAUUACUUUCUGCGUGGAGCCAAAUGGACAACUGCCCCCAAACCACAAAUGUCAGACGAGCUGUACAACAUGGAGUACCCUAUAUCCUCCGUGGAAGACAGACACAAGCUGGCUGCUGAAGGGAAAUUUGUGACCACCGAGUUUGAACCCUGCUUUGAUGCUGCUGAUUUCAUGAGAGCUGGGAAGGAUAUAUUUGCACAAAGGAGUCAGGUGACUAAUUUCAUGGGGAUUGAGUGGAUGCGGAGACAUCUUGCUCCGACAUACAACGUUCACACCCUCUCCUUCAAGGAUCCAAACCCUAUGCAUAUCGAUGCAACUUUCAAUAUAAUCGGACCUGGUUUGGUUUUGUCAAACCCUGACCGUCCCUGUCAUCAAAUCGAGGUCUUCAAAAAUGCUGGCUGGACUAUCAUCUCUCCCCCUACUCCUCUGAUAUCAGACGAUCACCCUUUGUGGAUGUCUUCAAAGUGGUUGUCCAUGAAUGUUCUGAUGCUGGAUGAGAAGCGAGUGAUGGUCGAAAAGAAUGAGACUAACAUUCAUAAGAUGUUUGAAAAACUAGGCAUUGCCACAAUUAAAGUCAACAUUCGGAAUGCUAAUUCUUUGGGAGGUGGUUUUCAUUGCUGGACAUGUGACAUCCGUCGCCGUGGCACUCUCCAAUCGUAUUUCAACUGAGUAUUGCAGGGUCGAAUUAAAUAAUAAUAAUUAAAAUGGCUAUUGGAAUUUAUCCCAAGGAGCUGGAAUACAAAGAGGUGAAAAGAGGUCUCAGUUCUACGAAAUUGUGAUUAAUCUCUAUUUAGUUUUGGGCACCACAGGUUGGAGCAUAAAUUGUUCUGUGAGCAUUACACCACAAAUUUAUCCGAAUGAUACUCAAACUGAAAAUGGUUAAAUUAUAUAGACAGGCCCGCCAUGUGAAUAUUGACUUCUAGUACAGUAAUCUCUUCCAAUUAUUCCCCUGUUCCUUCCCUAGAGCCUUUAACCAUUCCUUCUCCAGUACUCAUUCAAUUUCCUUUGGAAAGUUUUGAUUGAUUCCGUUUCCACCCUCCUACAGACAGCAAGUUUCUUCUUUUGCUCCAUAGGUCAGGAUCGUCCCCUUGAGGCAUCUGCUAUUGAGAAUGGCUCGGCCGAGCAACUAAUUUGGAGAAUAAAAGAUAAAACAAUAAUUGAUCUGACAAAGAUAUUUAAGAAGUAAAAAAACUAAUUCCAUUGAUGUGGGUAGGAGAGUUGUUCCCAAACAAGAAGCCAUCAUACAAUCAGAUCUCAGCCAUUUGGUGGUAAUGUCAAGAAGUACCUCUUGAUAAAGAGUUUAAAUGCAAUAAUCUGGGGCAGAAAGAGGCGAUUUACCAAUGUUGAUUGUUUGUGAAUUAUUUGAAAAAGUCUCCUAAUUUACUCAAUAGUGUUGCAGUGCCCUUUAAAUGAUCACUCAUUUUAUUGUUAAUUAACCCUUUUCCAAAACUCUCUGACAUGCAUUUCAGAGCACAGUCAUAUGACAACUGAUCAUCUUGGGCUAUUGCUGGUUCUUUUGUCAAUUAUCCCAAGUCCAUGGACUCUUGGUCACCAACAAUUUUGCCAAUGUAAAUAAUUUGUCAUUACCCUAUCCUCAUAAUUGUGGAUAUUUCUAUAAAACGUUCUUCAUAGCUGAGGAAUGAACCCCAGUUUAAGCGCUCCACAGACAUUAAGUUCUUCACUGGGGCACCCUCCUUUACAGCCUGUCCAUGGCAUUGGCAACCUGCUCAAUUGUGAUGCCCAAAACUGGCCACAGUGCCCCAGCUGGUCCUUAAACAAUAGUUAUGAAAUAAGCUUCAGUGCAACUAGCUUGCUUUUGUAGUCUGUCUUUAUUUAUAAAAUCAAGGAUCCCAACUUCCUUUUUUCAUAAUCUUCUCAAUGUAGCCUGCAACGUUAAAACGUCUCUGUUCUUACAACCCCUUCUUCUAACAUUACUUGUUAAAUGUAUUGUCAUAUGCACAGGUACAAUGAAAAUCUUGCUUGAGGCAGAACACUAACGCAUAGGCUCAGACAACACAUUGAAACAUAAAUGACACAUAUUUUGCAAGACAGCAAAAAGUCAGAAUGUGCAAGAAGACGACAUUAGUGCAAAACACAAUUAGAAAACAAAUCCAUGAUAAUGUUCAUCAACUAAUGGUGAAACUUUGGAACAAUUCUCCCCCAAAAGCCUGGUUUGGAACAAACUGAAAUUUUCAAAAUAGAGAUGGAUACAUUUUUGUUAGACGAUGUUAUUGAUUCUUAUGGGGGGGGGGGGGGGGGGGGGGGGGUGAUUAGAGCUAAGACUUGGAUCACCCACAAUUAACCGAAUAGCAAAAUCUGUGCAAAAGCCACUGUUGAUCCUAUUCACCCAUGUUAAUUCAGCUCAAGCCUCGACUCAAACAUAGGUUGAAUUUACUUUAGACAAACACAUGCAUGAAUUGUAGGUUGUACUUUAACAGUGAUCAAUCACUACUCAAAGCUGGUUUUUAAAAUUAUAUCGAAGAGAUAUGCUCAAAUUAAAGUGUAAUCUGCAACAAAGGUCCUCUUGUUGACUUACAAACAUUUCCUCAUUUAAUGACUCUGGCUUCUCAAUUCCACUUGACAAGGUCACAAGUUAUUUCAGGUUUUUUGUGAUAACAUUUUCAGUUCAUCACGUACUGUUGUCAUUCUCCACUCUAUUCAACAUUUUAAAUUAAAUUUACUGGAAUUCCAUUGAGGACCAUGUUUGUAUUUGGUGUAGGAAUUAGCAGUUUUGCAAUGCUCAUUUAAAAAAAAAAAUCUUGUAUAAGAUUUUAUUUGGCAGCUGAAUAUUGUGAGGCAAAUGAUUUGGCAUAAAUCCAUGCAUUACCAUAAAAUGUCUCUCUGUUGCCACCUGAUGUCGAGAGUUGGGACUUAAAAAAAACCCCGAGAGACGGAGUGCAUGAGCUCAUACCCAGGUAACCAGAGUUUCACAGAGGCUGAACCACUUACCUGAAUAAAAGUGAAAAUGCUAGAAAAAAUGUUCAGCGGGGCAGGCAGCAUCUGUGGAAAGAGAAACAAAAAGGAAGGGUUGCAGUCACAUGUCAAUUGCUUCUCUCUCCGUGGUUGCUGCCUGACCUGCUGUGUGUUUCCAAUAUUUUUAAUUUCAGAUUUCCAGCAUCAGCAGGUUUGAUUGCCAUUUCCAGAGUGAUUUGCAUCACUUAAAUUCAUUAGGCAUCUCCAGAGGAGACCACUGGUAUGCCGAGACUUUUUCCAUAUAGGGGAUACAUGUUGUGAUAGUUCUCCUGUGCAAUGUUCUUUUGGAGGGUGCUUAAGAACUUGAACCAUGUUGUUUCAGGAGCAACUGUGGUUGCUCGCUGGAGAGACUGCAACAUAGCAGACUCCUGCUUGGCAAGGCAAUUCCUUCCCCUCCUAUCCUUCUGACUGCAUCUCUCUCCCACAAUUAUCCUGUUUCCAAGCCCCAAUAUCACCCGCCUCUCAACUUGCCACCAUUCAAGCAUUGUAAUUUCCUCAUCUCCCCCUUCCUAUCCAAUUUGCAAGGCUCCAAAGUUCAAUUGGCGACUGCCCAACUACACGUGCCACACACAAUCACCUGCACCCACAACUUUUAGGGUGCAGUAGAAUUCCUGGGCAUGCAUGUAUUCAGCUUUGUGUGGACCUUCAUACUGUGAAUCUCUUAAUUGGUGAAGUGUUUAAAAUAAGACUGGGAUGCUCCAUCAUUUGUCUUCAAUUAAUUUGUUUCAAGUCUGUAAUUGUUUCGCUUGAAUGCUGAACUCACUUGAACCCCAGAGUCUAUUGCAUGCGGUACGGGCUGUCAAAUAUUGCUGGUAUGCAUUUUGGCCUGAGGAGACAUGUUGGGCUCUAGCUUUCUGAUUGAAAAAGCAUUAAAUUUUAUUCCUGGAAACAAAGUUUUCCCACUGCUGUAAACCCAUUAAGAUCCAGGGGUUUAGAGAAUCCAUACGAGGAGAGUUGCAGAGUGUUGCAGGCUGACAGAUUGUGUGGCCAGUGGGUGGAGCUCAACAGCUCUCAAACAGCAGCAUACAGUUACAGAGUAUAGAAAUAGGCUCUUUGAACCUCUACAUCUCUGCUGACUCCAUCUGCCCGCGCAGAAGCAUUUGCUUUAUUUACUUCUCUGGCCUUUAAGUCCACCCGUCUGCAGGGAUGCUCUUCUAGCAUGCAAGACUUGCCAAAUGCACUCGAUGCUCCUAGAGAGGAGACUUCAGAUUGCAGCAGCUCUUCCCUGGAUUUGUAAUUCCCUGUCCUUUUCCUCUUUUUUGUGUCUAGGAACAAAUGUUUCCCAGGUACAUGGAACUGGACCAUUUGCCCUUUGGAAUGAUAUUUAAAAAAAUCUGCAAACAUUGUUUCUGGGAAACAAGCAAAAUGACAAGUGAAUUAAAUUCUGAAGUGUAUUUAGCAACACAUGGUUUAGUUAAUGGUUUAUUUGUAUUUUACUGCAGUAUGUUGAAUGAGCAUGCAAAAUAUGUAGAAUUCUUUUUCUUAAUAAAUAAAUCUAUUGAAUUCAA